This is a messenger RNA of Coregonus clupeaformis (lake whitefish), 3142 nucleotides long. Its product is annotated as RNA polymerase-associated protein RTF1 homolog. Gene Ontology annotation, cellular component: Cdc73/Paf1 complex. The transcript has 16 exons. Gene Ontology annotation, molecular function: DNA binding; RNA polymerase II C-terminal domain phosphoserine binding. The record is from RefSeq and is a predicted model, not a curated record. Lineage: Eukaryota; Metazoa; Chordata; Actinopteri; Salmoniformes; Salmonidae. Bases 79 to 2178 code for a protein of 699 amino acids.
CAUGCUCAGUUGUAUCGCGCCUGUGUGGAGGACUGCGGAGCUAGCUAGCUAGCACACAGACGACCAGAUAAGCUAAUCAUGGUGAAUGUAAAGAAGCGGAAAGGUCGAGUCGUUAUCGACUCUGACUCUGAAGACAGCGCUAGUGAUGAUAAUUUAGAUCAGGAGCUUCUGUCUCUGGCCACCAAGAGGAAGAGGGUGGACUCGGAUGACCAGCAGGAUAACCAGCAGGAUGACCAGCCAGUCAGCAAGCCAGCAGCCUCGUCAGACUCCGAGACAUCAGACAGUGACGAUGAGUGGACCGCCGGUGGUCCUAAAGUCAAAAAGAAGGUCAAGCCAGGGAAACCGACGGCAACAGAAAAGAAGAAAGAGGCAGCGAAGAAGAGGGUUCAUAAAGCAGCAUCGUCUGGAAGUUCUGGCGGAGACAGUUCUGCCGACAGCUCUGCCCCAGAGGAGGGUGAGGUGUCUGACUCCGAGAGCAACAGCUCUGCCUCCAGCUCAGACUCCUCGUCCGAGGACGAUGUGUUCAGGGACGGCUACGGAGAGGACCUGAUGGGGGACGAGGAGGACAGGGCUCGGCUGGAGCAGAUGACGGAGAAGGAGAGGGAGCAGGAGCUCUUUAACAGGAUAGAGAAGAGGGAGGUGCUCAAGAGGAGAUUUGAAAUUAAAAAGAAACUGAAGACGGCGAAGAAGAAGGAGAAAGAGGAAAAGAAAAAGAAACAUGAGGAAGAACAGAAGAAGAAAAGAGAGAGAGCGUCCGGCGCUCAUCAUGAAGACAGGACACAUCAGGACCAGCAAGUGGUUAUGUCUCACAACAAGGAGAGGAGGACUAAACGGGAUGAGAAGCUGGAUAAGAAGUCUCAGGCCAUGGAGGAACUGAAAGCAGAGCGGGAGAAGAAGAAGACCAGGACGGCCGAGCUCCUGGCCAAACGCCAGCCCCUGAAGACCAGCGAGGUGUACUCCGACGAUGAGGAGGAAGAGGAGGAGGAGGAGGACGACGACAAAUCCUCAGUAAAGAGCGAUCGCAGUUCACGCUCUUCAUCUUAUUCCGAAGACGAGGAGAAAGAGGAGACGCCACCAAAGUCUCAGCCCGUGUCACUGCCAGACGAGCUGAACCGUGUCCGUCUGUCCCGACACAAGCUGGAGCGCUGGUGCCACAUGCCCUUCUUCCAGAAGACCGUGAGCGGCUGCUUCGUACGGAUUGGCAUUGGGAACAGUAGUAGCAAACCGGUUUACAGGGUGGCUGAAAUAGUUGACGUGGUAGAGACGGCUAAAGUCUACCAGUUGGGGACGACCCGGACCAACAAAGGACUACAGUUACGGCAUGGUGGUGACACCCGAGUCUUCAGACUGGAGUUUGUGUCCAAUCAGGAGUUCACAGAAAACGAGUUCAUGAAGUGGAAGGAGGCGAUGAUCAUAGCCAGUAUGCAGGUUCCCACUCUAGAUGAGAUCAAUAAGAAGGAACAGGCCAUCAAAGAGGCUUGCAACUAUAAAUUCAACGACAAAGACAUCGAGGAUAUCGUAAAAGAGAAAGACAGAUUCCGAAAGGCGCCUUCCAACUACGCCAUGAAGAAAACUUCACUACUCAAAGAUAAGGCCAUGGCAGAGGAGAGUGGUGAAGGAGACCGAGCCAAAGAGAUCCAGGACCAACUGAACGAGCUGGAGGAGAGGGCAGAGCAUCUGGACCGGCAGAGGACCAAAAACAUCUCUGCCAUCAGCUACAUCAACCAGAGGAAUCGUAGCUGGAACAUUGUGGAAUCUGAGAAGGCUCUAGUCGCUGAGGGACAGAAUGCCAAGCUGCAGAUGGACCCGUUCACUAGACGGCAGUGCAAACCUACCAUGGUGUCUAACGCCAGAGACCCUUCAGUCCAUGCAGCUAUCCUCCAACACCUCAAUGAGAAGUACGGAGAAGGGUCGGGCAAAGAGAUGGACUUGGAGUUUGAGAUGGGCAGGGGAGCAGGACAGGCUGCUCUGAAAGUCAUUGACCCUACUAAGAACACCAGCGACCUCUCAGAGGACCUAUUUAAAGUGCACGAUUUUGACGUCAAGAUCGACCUACAGGUUCCCAAUGCAGAAGCCAAGUCUCUGUCAGUAAGCGCUAACACCCUGGCAGUGAAGGACGGUGCUCCGCGCAGGUCUCUCAACCUGGAGGACUACAAGAAGAGGAGGGGCUUGAUCUGAAGAACUACGGGAAGAGGAGGGGCUUGGUCUAAAGAACUACAGGAAGAGGAGGGGCUUGGUCUAACGAUCUGAUAGCCUAAGCCCUCAGUCAGUCAGAACCACCUGCAUGUGUUGGUUGGCCAUUCUACCCCUGUGUACGUGUGUGUGUGUCUGAGAGGUGUGUGUGUGUGAGUGAGAGAGAGGUGUGAGUGUGUACACUAGAGACUGUCCAUCUUAAAACUGAGAGGAAAUAUUAAGAGAAGACAACUUUUUUUUCUCAAAGGUUCUCUCUUAGAAGAAAGUUGUCCACCUUUACUUUUUUUAGCGUUAUUAUGUGCAAAGUCAUAUUUGGAAUUGUUUGUUUUUUUCUUAGUUAUUUCUACGUUUUUAUAAAUAAAUCUAUCAUUGGUUCUCCCUCAUACGGAUCUGAAGUUCACUCCUUUGGUGUCCAGGGCACAGUGCUUGAAAAAGGACACUGUCUUUGUAAGACUUAGAUUGUUGAAAUACUUUUGAGUUUAUUGGACUGCGAACUGAUUCUGAUUUCCCCGUCAACGACACAGACUGGAUUUGAGGGCAGUUCCACCUGCACGGUUCACUAGAGGUGAAGUUGCCUCUAGACGCUGAUCUGGGGUCAACCACUAAUGGUUGAGGUUCGGAUUGGGGUAGGAGAAACUGGUCCUGGUUCUGUAGCAUCUUAGGCUGCAGGGCCCUUUAUCUGCUUCCUGGACAGUACAUGUGACUUUUUUCCAAGUCUAUGAAAAUAAACGGAUUAAUGUAUCUAUUUACAUGGAUCACUGAGUAUUUUUUUUUUCCAUUUAUUUUAAUCUCAAGUUUUUUGUUUGUUGUUGCUACCAUUACCUCUCAUUUUCAGAGCAGAUUCUAAGUGUUAUGGAUUGUGUACUUAGUCAGUUCCUGUAUUGUGGCAUGCAAUGUAAAUAAUACAAUUUGGAGUGAGUGCGUCAGAAUAAAGAGGCACUGUUUCGUA